Molecule: messenger RNA, 840 nt
Organism: Durusdinium trenchii
Lineage: Eukaryota; Dinophyceae; Suessiales; Symbiodiniaceae
Source: the annotation of a GenBank genome assembly
AUGGAUUUGUCGCAUACUACGGAACUCGAGGUGCCCUGGAAUCGGGCCAUGGAGGCUCCUUUCACGCGGCUGCUGUUACAUGACGGCGAUGUGAAUGGAAAGGUGAGAUUUCACAAUUUGGACAUUUGGCAUUGUGUUCAUCUUGGUGUUGGCAAAUCGUGGAUAGCUGGUGGAGCAAUGGAGCUGCAAAAGCUCAUACCAGAGUCCAACGUGGAUAAGAGACUGGCUACGAUGUCGAGAUGCUACAAAGAGUUUUGCAAACGUGAGCAUCUUACACCGGUGAUUGGAAAAAUAGAUGCUUUCACGUUUGGUGGCCCUGGGAAGGAACGCAACGGUGCCUGGAAUAAGGCAUGUGUGACGUCCAAUCUGAUGCUCUUCAUGGAGGACUUUUGUCGACAGCAUGCUGAACAAAUUCAAGACGAUAAAGCCCUUCGGGUUUUUGUUCCUGCCUAUGGGACGCAGCAAUUGAACCGCUUCAUGCGGGGCCUCUACGAGGGGGAUGUUUUUAUCCCAAGUGCGACGGCGCGUUGUUUGUGUGCUUCACUCUACAGUUGGCUUCGGGCAUAUUGCUUUUUGGCCCAUGAUUCCUUUGAGAAGGGAGUUGCAGCUUAUCCCAUGCUGCCAAAAUUGCAUGCUGUUCAUGAAAUUGGACACCUGAUGCGGCAUCAGGCCACAUUGUCAAACUUUGUGGUGAACCCAGCCGUGCAUUCGUGCUCGGUAGACGAAGACAUGGUGGGAAGAUGCGCUUGCAUCUCGCGUGGGGUAUCUCCCCAAAAGAUUCCUCAACGGACCCUAGAGAGGUAUUUGUGUCACAUCCAAAUUCUAUGGGCCCGCGCUUGA